CUAGAGCGAGACCAAGGGGCGUGGCCAAGAAGACCACGCCCACGGCAGGUCUUUAAAAAGCCGGCGCGCGCGCUCCCGCCAGUUUUCCGACUCGCCCGCGGCCUCUUUCCGUCCCCGGCCUCGCUAGCUCCGCCCGCCGCGUGCUCCCGCCUCCCACUCGGAAUGCCUGUCUGGGGCGGUGGAAACAAGUGCGGGGCCUGCGGGAGGACCGUUUACCACGCGGAGGAGGUGCAGUGUGAUGGGCGGAGCUUCCACCGCUGCUGCUUUCUGUGCAUGGUUUGCAGGAAGAACUUAGACAGCACAACAGUGGCAAUUCAUGAUGAAGAAAUCUACUGCAAAUCCUGCUACGGAAAGAAGUAUGGACCAAAAGGCUAUGGGUAUGGCCAGGGCGCUGGCACGCUCAACAUGGACCGCGGCGAGAGGCUGGGCAUCAAGCCAGAGAGUGCUCAGCCUCACAGGCCUACAACAAAUCCAAACACUUCUAAAUUUGCCCAGAAAUAUGGAGGAGCGGAGAAGUGUUCCAGGUGUGGGGACUCGGUCUAUGCUGCUGAGAAGAUCAUCGGAGCAGGAAAGCCCUGGCACAAAAACUGCUUCCGAUGUGCCAAGUGUGGCAAGAGUCUUGAGUCUACAACUCUGACUGAGAAAGACGGCGAAAUCUAUUGUAAAGGGUGCUAUGCAAAGAACUUUGGGCCCAAGGGAUUUGGCUAUGGCCAAGGAGCAGGGGCUCUUGUCCACGCUCAGUAAUGGUGUAAACACAGAGCUCAGCAUCGCACAGGAUCUCCGUUACCAAACGCAAGUGGCCUUCCAGCACUCACUACUGUGACUCUGCCAGUGUCCAGUGCUGUGCGUCACACCACUACCUACACAGGCAGGCUGGACACGACAGCAGUGCACUCUCCCGCUUACUCACCAGCAUUUAAAAGCAUCUAUGUUUGAAAUAAAAUUUCAGCUUGAUUUGG
Messenger RNA from Acomys russatus (golden spiny mouse), 959 nucleotides. It is a transcript of the gene Csrp2, whose product is annotated as cysteine and glycine rich protein 2. The transcript has 6 exons. Lineage: Eukaryota; Metazoa; Chordata; Mammalia; Rodentia; Muridae. Gene Ontology annotation, cellular component: Z disc; nucleus; cytoplasm. Bases 163 to 744 code for a protein of 193 amino acids. Gene Ontology annotation, molecular function: structural constituent of muscle; actinin binding. The record is from RefSeq and is a predicted model, not a curated record. Gene Ontology annotation, biological process: sarcomere organization; muscle tissue development.